Cucurbita moschata (crookneck pumpkin) is the source of this 704-nucleotide messenger RNA. Its product is annotated as transcription factor LAF1-like. The transcript has 3 exons. Lineage: Eukaryota; Viridiplantae; Streptophyta; Magnoliopsida; Cucurbitales; Cucurbitaceae. Bases 12 to 704 code for a protein of 230 amino acids. The record is from RefSeq and is a predicted model, not a curated record.
GAUUCAAAAUAAUGGGACGUGAAACGGCGUCGCAUAAGGCAAACCCGAAGCACAGAAAGGGCUUAUGGUCGCCGGAGGAAGACCAGAGGCUCAGAAACUUCAUCCUCAACCAUGGCCAUGCCUGUUGGAGCUCUGUUCCUCUCAAGGCCGGGCUGGAAAGAAAUGGGAAGAGCUGUCGAUUGAGAUGGAUCAAUUACCUAAGGCCGGGUCUUAAAAGAGGGACCUUUUCCCAGCAAGAACAGGACACGAUUAUUUCCCUUCAUCAUAUGCUCGGAAACAAAUGGUCUCAGAUAGCGCAACAUUUACCGGGAAGAACGGAUAACGAAGUGAAAAACUUGUGGCAUUCUUACCUGAAGAAGAGAGUGGAAAAACAAGGUUGUUCAGCUCAUUCCACAGCUUCAACUACCUCGGACUCAGCAGAUUCUUCAAUUACAGCUCAGUCCAUGGAGUCUCCCAAGCCUAAGCUGUUGUUCGCCGAGUGGCUCGCCGGCGCCGGAACUGGGUUUGGUCAGAGCUUUAGCUCCGUUCAUGAGGGCACCGGUGAUUUAAAUGGAACCCAUUUGGAGGGUGGGGGCUUGGGAUCGGAGAUUCAGAAUAAUAAUGGGUUCAUGAUGGAUUCUCAUAUGAAGUUUGAGGAUCAGAUUUGUAAUGGGAAUUAUGAUUGUGUUGAUCAACUUCUUCACUUUGGGAAUGGUUUUAUGUAA